AGAGAUCGCGAGACCACGUUUCUUCGUAUACCGCGACAUCGUUAUUUAUCGAUAUCGAAUCGAGCCGGCCAUCCGGAAGAACACGUCGCCGGACAGGAUCGUCGGGGUCGUCUGUCGUUGACGACCGUCCUGGAUAGGAAACGGAAGAAGAGUGCCGACAUGUCGGCCUUGAACGCCGGGCCCUGUCGACCCGGGAUUAUACUCUGUCUGGCGGCCGUUCUACUGGCAUCGCAGUCCGAUUCUGCGCCCGUCUACGACCAGGAUACCACACAGGUAGCGGAAUACGAUGGAGCCACUGCCGGAUGCUACUACAACUACCAGCACUACAAGGAGGGGGACAGAAUCAUCACGAACGAGCCGUGUUUAAACUGCACGUGCCACAAUCGAAUGCUGAUGUGCUACCUCAGGGUUUGCCCGUUCACGAAAGCGAUCGGCCAGGAUUGCACGGUUGAGAAACGGCCGGAUCAAUGCUGCCCGGUCAUCACCUGUCCAGAGGUGCCGGUACAGUUGUUGACCUCCACCACUAGCGCGCCAUCCACUUCCGGCUCCACGGCGGUCGGCUUCCACGACAAUUACGGGUGCAACGUGGACGANNGGUUCUACGCGGACGGUGCCCAACUGCCCACCGACCCUCAGAAUCCUUGCGAGCUCUGCUACUGCAUCAGGAACAGGACAACCUGCGUAAUGCAGGAGUGUACUUUGCGCGUGGCAGGGUGCAGGCCGGUCUAUCAACCGGGUGUAUGCUGUCCUGUCAAAUACAAUUGCGAAUACGACGAGGAACAAGCGACGACGGUUGAACCAACGCCCGGCCUCAUCAUGACCACAACGAUGGCCCCCGGGGCGACCACGUCUCAAUGCUACCACGAGGGAAAGGUUUACGAGGGCGGUGACUUGAUAUACUCGACCCAGCCUUGUCAGCACUGCUAUUGUUUCCACGGUGACAUCGCGUGCGCCGUCCAAGAUUGCGGGACACCGAUGAAGACUCACGGAAAGAACUGCACGGCCCUGCCACCGCCCGAAGGGGAGUGUUGCCCGACCACGUACGAGUGCGAAGAUGACGGAGAGGUGGUGACGUUACCGAGAGGCGAGGAACGAUACUCCACGACCGAGGNGGAACUGGCUACUACACCCGCAGAAGAAACUACUCGAGAAGUGAAAGAAGGGGAAGAGCAACAGGUGGUUACCGAGCAAGCAAUAGUACCGGAAGAAGCGCAGACCGUAGGAGGAGUGGAGAAGGGAGAACGGCCUGAGUUGCCAGCAAGCGGCGAGAAGGAGGAAGAAGCGAAAGCAACGGAGGAAGAAAGCCUCGUUCCUGGCGAGGGAGAGAAGGAAGAAGAGCCAAGCGUCACCUCCGAGUCCUCUGUAGCUCUGGAGGAGGAGCAGCCGGUUGAAAAGUCCACGCGGUUGCCUGAACUUCCAAGCGAGGAGAAGGAAACAUCCUCGAUCCCUGAGGCGACAACGGAGAAGGGUUUGGGCGAAGAACAAGUGACGGAGGCGGUGAAGGAAACGGAAGGCCCUGCGAUCGUGUCCGAGCAGGAACAAAGAGGGACGACGGUGGCGCCUGGCGAAGAGAAAGGUGCAGAGGAAGCGGCCACGCCUGAAACAGAGGUGGCCACUGAAAAAUCUGUCCCAGAAGCUCCAAGUACCGAACAAGUUCCUGUGCAAGAAGAAGAAGAGAAGAAAGAGGAAGAGAAGCCAAUGGUGGAAGUCAGCACGGAGCAGCAGCCUACAGAGGCGGGUGUUGUUCCAGCGGAACAUGGCGUAGAACAAGAAGCGACCACGGAAGCUGCGGCAGAAACGGAGCAGCCAAUGGUACACGAACAUAAGACAGGCGUGGCUCCUAAGAAGGAAGACGCGAUCCCUCCUGAAAUUCCUCCGGAACCUAUUUCUCCAGAGGCCAGCGAGAAACCGUUUACGGGUGAAAAGGCUGAAGAGGAGGAGGAGGAAACCCCGGUGAUCCCAGAACAGGGUCCGACAGGAAUUUCGAUCACGGAACGUAUACCUGAAAGCAAAGCAGAGGACAAGGAAGCGGUGACCGAAAUGCAGGUUACGGAGGGCUACGUUGACAUGAAGCCGCCAGAAUUUCAUGUCCCGAGCAACCUCGUGACCGAGGCUCCUCUGGCCAAGGAACCUUCGUCCACGUAUCUACCGGAAGAGCACGAAACGACGUCCGCUCCUAGGCAAGAGCAAACAGUGCCUAUCGAGCAAGAAGGGACCACGAUGAGGGGACAAUUGUCCGAAGAAGGAUCCACGACGGAGCCGCAACGAAAGGCGACUGAAGAAGAAGUUUCCUCGGUUACCGAAAGCGAUCAGGUUCCAGGCGAAGAGAAAGAAGCGACGGAAGCAGCUCCUAAAGGCACCGAACAACCCGCGCCGAGUGUCGAGGUAUCGACAACGCAGCAACCUUCACAGGAACAAGAGGCUCAACAGACGGAACAACCUGGCUUACAGGAGGAGCAGAGCACGGAAACCUCGUCUUCCGAGGUUUCGCCCACGAAGGAAACUUCCAAGGAAGAGAUGCCGACGAAGGGAUUGACUAUCGAGGAAUCCGAAGAAGUAACUUCAUCCGAGGAAGUGAACGAUUCCAGUGAGGAAGUUAGCAAAGAGAAACCGAUUGAGACGGAGAAGGAACCCGAGGAACAUCCGUCAGAGAUGCCAACUCAGCCUUCUGUAUCGGAGGAACAUCCGACGGAACAACCAGCAGUCGAGGAGCAGACUGUUGGAACUGAGAAAGUAAGUACAGAAAGUGCCCCGAUAGCUCCUUCGACGGAAGCUCCAAGCGGAGAAGAACGAUCCACGGAAGUGGUCCCAGAAGAGAAAGUUGUUACCGAACAAGAAGAGCGAGUCACUGUUGCGCCAGAAGAAGGUGUGCCAAGCGAGAAGCCUGAAGUCGGUUCGGAAGCUGCCGAAGAACAGGUGACUGAGAAACCAGUUGCUGGCAAAGAGGAAGCUCCAGUUACCGCUAAACCAGCAGAAGGUGAAGAGAUAAGCACAGUGCCCGUAGUUAGCGAAGAAAGUGAAGCGAGCGAGAAACCUCUCGAAGAAGUUCCGAAAGAAGCUAUACCUGAAAGCACAUCAGCAACUCAGGAGGCUGAAGAAGCAACGGAAGGAAGUUUAACGAUCGAAGUUCACCCAACAGUGGCGUCCAUGGAAGGAAAGACAGAAACGCCAGAGUCUUCGGAACAGCCUGUUGUCGAACAGACCGAAGCGCCUAUAACCAAAGAAACGACUGAACAGGUAGAAGAAGAACGGAAAACGGAGGAGCCUACGAAGGAAGAACAAACCGAAGGACCUGCAGCUGCGUCUCCAUCGACGGAAGAGACGAUGACAGAAGCAGGAGCAGAGAAGGAAGGAACUCAAGCUCCUGUGGAGGAGCACACUAAAUCUCCUAUCAGCGAGCGUAAAGAGGAUGAAGAAAGCGUGAAAGGUGCUGAAGAGCCAUCCGAGAAGGAAGAAGGCGUUCAGAAGCCACCUCUUGAAGAAGAGAAGACAACUGAAAAGCCUGCAGGGGAGGAAGAAAUGACUGCAGUGCCAGAGGAAGCUGAAGUAACUGGAAAGCCUAUCGAAGAAGAGAAAUCACCCGAGGAGCAACCUAGUGAAGAGCAGCGACCUAGUGAAGAACCAACGAAGGAGGAAGAAGAGAAGUCUGUUGAGGGAAAACCGACUGAAGAGCCAGUAGAAGGUGAAAAAGUAACCGAAGAACCGACUAUUGAAGAGGAGAAACAUGCGGAAGAAGAAAAACCGACCGAAAGUCCGGUCGAGGAAGGAAAGACGACAGAAGAGAAGCCAACUGAACCUGUGGAAGAAGAAAAGGUGAGUGAAAAACCUGUUGAAGAAGAAGAAAAGCCAAUAGAAGAGGAGAAAGGAACAGAAAGUCCCAUGGAAGAAGAAAAACGUGUCGAGGAGGAAGGAAAAUUGGGAGAAGAAGAGAAGCCGACUCAGGAACCUGUUGAAGAAGAAGAAAAACCUAUUGAGGAGGAGAAACCAACAGAAAAACCUGUUGAAGAAGAAAAACCAACCGAAAAAUCUGUCGAAGGAGAACAACCUACGGAAGAACAUAAACCAAUUGAAGAGCCUAUAGGAGAAGAACAACCUACUGAAGAGCAAAAACCAAUUGAAGUAUCGACUGAAUUGCCUGCUGAAGAACAAAAACCAACGGAAAGUCCUAUUGAAGAGGAAAAAUCAACGGCGCCUGAAGAAGAGAAACCUAGCGAGGAAGAAAAAUCAACUAAAGCGCCUGUACAAGAAGAGGAAUCAAGUGAACAGCCUAAAAAAGAAGAAGAAGAAGAAGUGCAACAAACUGAAGGACCUAUCGAAGAAGAAAAACCUGCUGAAGAAGAAAAACCUUCUGAAGAAGAAAAACCUGUUGAAGAAGCGAAGCCAACUGAACAGCCAAUAGAAGAAGAAAAACAAGUGCCAACUGAAAAGAUUACCGAGGAAGAGAAACCAUCUAUCGAACCUGUCGAAUCUAUUGAACAAGAAAAGACAACUGUGGAACCUGUUGCGGAAGAAAAACCAAGCGAAGUCGCACCCUCUCAAGAGACUGUAUCAAUUGAAACUUCAACUGAAGGUCCUACGAUAGAAGAGAAACCCUCUGAAAGUGCCGAACCAGUAUCUACCGAACUUCCUAUUGUAGAAGAAACUGUUAGCCCGUCUGCUCCUAAAGAAAUAGCUGAAGCAUCGACAGAGCUUCCAAAAGAGAUUCCAGAGGGUUCCACGAUCGCUCCAAAAGAAGAAGUUCCUUCGCGCACGGAAGAAACGCAAACAGAAAUUGCUGGCACACCGCAGGAAAAAUUAACGGAAGCUCCCAUCGAUCAUGGCGAACCUUCUACAGAACCUACUAAACAAAUUCCAGAACAGCCCACCGAAGAAGGAAGCACUCAACAACCAGAAUCACCGAUUGAAGCGACAACAGCGGCUGUUCCAAGCGAAGAAACAAUCAAAGAAGAAGGCAAAAUAUCCACCGAAGAAGGUAUCGUGACUGAAGUAUCACCGACCGAAUCUGCGUCACCUUCCGAGGAAACCAGUCCAGCGGAAGAAGAACAAAAGGUAUCUGUUCCUGAACAAGUUCAAACCGAAGCUCCAUCGAGAGAAGAGGGAACAACGCAAAUUUCUCGCGAAAAAGAAACCGAGGCUCCAAUGUUGGAAGAAAAGAUUAUAGAAGAAGAAGCAACGUCUGCACCUAAGGAAGCAGAAAUUCCAGAAACUACCCCGUACUCGGAAACAUCGUCAAAAGUCGGGACUGAAGGAGUCGUCGAGCAAUCCACGUUGGCUGGAGGAGUACCCGAAGAAGAGGUAUCGACGCAACCUCCUUAUCAUAUACCACCAACAAUUCCAGGAGAGGGCAAUUGUCUCGUCGAAGGUCAAUCUUACAGCAACAACUCUGCUAUUCCUCCGUCGAAUCCUUGUCAACUCGCUUGCCGUUGCGUCAGCAGUAUUAUUCAGUGCGAUCUGGUUCAAUGUCCACCGCCCCCAAGCCACUUGUCGAAUUGUAUGCCACUUCACAUCGGUAAAGAUUCUUGCUGCCCGAUGUACGCUUGCGACUCGACGCCAACCGCUGGCUUGGAGUCCGAUAAUCACAUGAUCGAGCAUGAAACGCCUAAAUACGAAGAGGAGGAGAAACAGAAGACCGUACCACCUCUAGAGGCGGAACUUCCUAAGGAAGGAACAACGGAGGGCGUCGAAGUGAAAGAGCAUUCGACCACCGUAGCGCCGAAAAUAAUACCCAGCGAGGAAACAGGCGAACAGACGACUGCUGCGCCUGGUUUGGCGGAAGAAGCGCAAACGACAUCGAAAUCUGUCGAACCUGAUCACACGCAAGCGACUUCCACUGUCAUGGAAGGUGCCAAAGAGGCCGAAGAGCAUACUCUUAGCCCAGUAGUGCCUCCGAUGCAGGUAGAGUCUUCUAGUCAAAUACCUUCGGAGGAAACUUCAUCAGAAAUACCGAGCAGUUCGGUAAAGAGCGUGGAAGAACAGGAAGAGCAAGCAACGGAGGUGCCAUCCCCUGAACAGCCAAUCGAGAAACACGUUCCCGAAGAGCAGCAACCCUCGAGUCCCGCAGCAGGCGAGGAACAGACGACGCAACCGAUUCAAGAAGAAGAAACUUCCGUUGGAAUUGAAAAAGAAGCUGCUACCACGGCGAAACCAACGGGUGAACAACCAGCGGAAGAAGAGGAAAAACCUGCAGAGGGUGAAGAACAAGUGACCGUCUCUCCCGCGAUCUCGGAAGAAAGUACGAGCCAAAAGUCCGAAAUUCCAAGUUCUACCCUCAUACCAGAAGGCCAGCCACAGGAAAGCGCCGAAACUCAGAGACCGUUGGAAGAAGGAACAACUUUGAGUGCGGAAUCGGUAACACAACCCGAAGAAGAAAGGAAAGAACAACCUGAACAGCCUACUCCAGAGGAUGAAUCGCAGACUGUCCAGCCCAGUGAAUCAGAAAAACCAUCUCCUCCAACCGUGGAAUCGUCUACUCCAGAGCAAGAAGUUACUCCUGUGGAACAGGAAACUGUUAAACCCAUCGAAAGUGAAGCACCUGGAACGACAAAAAUGGAAAUCUCUACAGAAGUUCCGGCGUCAGAGGAAGUAACCGAACCUGGCGUGACUAAGGAAGAACCAAGUAAAACUGAAGCACCUCAGGAGGAAGGAGAGGCCACGACACCAAGCGAGGCAGAAGCUCCAAAGAAACCAGAGAUUCCUUCAACGGAGGAACAGGCUGUACCCGUUGGAACUGAACAACCUUUAACACCUACUACUUUAGCAGGCGAACAAACCAAAGAAACAGUUGCACCUGAAGGCACGCUCAAGGUGACUACGGAAGCAGUGAUUGCAGAGGAGCAGCAUACGGAGAUACCUGAACAGCAAACGGUAUCCGAGGAACAAGUGGCAAGCUCGACCGAGUCUGUCGAGGCGAGCAGCGAAAAAGAACCAUCGAUACCUAUCGAAACGAAGGAAACGACCGAAGAACAGGGUGUCACGGAAGAGCAGCGACCAACCGUCGUCGAAAGCAAGCCCGAAGAGGAAACUUUACUUUCGUCCGAACCAACUCCACCAGCAGAGGAACAAACUCCCGCUGCGUCUGGCGAAGAGGAAGCUACACCAUCCUCCGUUUCUCAGGAAGCGAUUACGGAAGCUGCGCAUGAAGCCACCACGGUGAAAGCUGCCCCUGUGGAAGCGACUUUGCCUCAAGAACAAACUGAACAACCAGCUGCUGCUAUCGAGAAAGAAACGGUGGCAUCUGUUACCGAAGAAACAGUUACGGAGAGGGUUAAGGAAGAAACCGUUGAACCAGAGGAACACGUCUCGACCGAAAAAGCAGUCUCUGUCGAAGGCGAAGAAGCGCCUGAAACUACAGCCCCGAUUGAAGUUGCGGGACAGGUGACGGAGAAGGAGGAAGAAGCGACAGAAUCUGCGUUGCCAGUUGAGAAGGAAGCAACAAUCGCUCCUGAACAGACACAGAAACCCGAGGAGGGAACUGAGAAAUCGGUUGUGGAAGGUGAGGGAGUUAAGAGCGAAGAGCAAUCUAGCGAGACAUCUUCUCCGAUGGAUUAUACUCCAAGCCCAAUUUCACCAGAAGAGUCGAAAGAGAAGGAAGAGAAGAAACCUGAAGUAGUAACGGAAGGAAUACCGGAAGAGAAAGCGACAACUGUGCCAAGUGAAGUAACUCUGUCUCCAGAAGAGCAACAAGCUUCCGUGACUGAAAGGAAACCGGAAGAGGGUAUUCCAGAAGCGACUGAAGCGCCAUCGAUGGAAGAAGGGACAGGCAGACCGAUGGAAGAAGAAAAGGGACAGGGAGAAGAACAAACGACUCCAGCAGCGGAGAUCGAAAAAGCGACUGUUUCCAAGACACCUCUCGAGGCUGGUCCAACCGAAGUGCCAGAGAAGAUAGUUCCCGAGGAAGUACCGUCCGAGAUGCCGGAACAAGCGCUUUCCACCGAACAGCCUGUGCAACUUACGGAAGCUCCUGAGAAGAUAGCGCCUUCCACGGAAGCUCCAGAACAAGAACUUCCUUCCGAGGUUCCACCAGAGAAAGCUGCAACACCAGAGGCGCCGGAAUAUUCGACCGAACUACCUGAAAAAGCAAUUGCUGCCGAAGAAGUUCCUGAGAAGGAAGUUCCAACCGAAGCGCAAGAAGAAGCAAUUACUACCGAGACAUCGGAGAAGGAAGUUCCUGAAAUAUCGACAAAAACUCAACCUACUGAAGCGGCAGGAGACCAAGUUACAGAAGUGCCGGAGCACAUUAUUCCGGAAGAAGAAAAACCUGGCGAGGUAACGGAGAAGAUUGUUCCUGAGGAAGAGAAACCAGUUGUGACCACAGAAAAAGUUCUUCACGAGGAAGAAGAAAAGCCUGUCGAAGUGACGGAAAGAGUUGUUCCCGAAGAAGAAAAGCCAGUUCAGACGACGGAAAAGAUUGUUCCUGAGGAGGAAAAGCCAGUUCAGACAACGGAAAAGAUUGUUCCUGAGGAGGAAAAGCCUGCUGAAGUGACCGAGAAGCUUGUUCCCGAAGAGCCAGCCGAGACGACGGAAAAGGAGCUUCCUCCUGAAGAAGAAAAGCCUGCGGAAACGACGGAAAAGACUCUAUCAGAAGAAGAAAAACCUGUGGAAGUGACGGAAGAGCAAAAGCCAGCAGUCGAAGAGGAACAACAAACAGCUAGGCCCGAAGAAGAAGAAGAAGUUUCUCAAACUACGGAAGACCUUUCUCUCAAGGAACAAUUACCCGAACAAGCCGCGACCGAAGUUCCUCAAGAAGCGACCAAGCUUCCAACCAGUGAGGAAGAAGAGUUGGCGCGACCAACUACAGCAGCGGUUGAAGUUGAAGCGACGUCUCCUCAAGAAGAACACCCGAAUCCCAUAACCGAAUCGACGGAAACUACAAUAGCGCCCGAGGUGCACGAAUAUACGACUAAGGAAGCGGAAGCUUCGGAGGAAGCACAACUUGGCGUAACGAAAGCGCAACCUGGCAUGCCGGAAGCUCAACCUUCCAUCGAACCUACAGUCGAAACUUCUACUACGGAACACGAAGAAGAGAUGGCACAAACCGAAAAAGCUCCCGAAGAACAUCCCGCGGUCCAAGCAUCUACGGAACAGCCUCAAGAAAAGAGCACCGUGGAACCAGCAACGGUUCCGGAAGAGCCCAAAGAGGAAGAAGCUUCCCCAAAACCUGAAGAAGAUCAACAAUCGACCGAGGCAUCCGUCGAAGAGCCCACGACGAAGGCUCAUCCGCUUCCAACAGAGCCGUCUCUCGCCGAAUCGAGCGAAGAGGAACAGGAGGGAGAAGUAGAAGAACCUGGAUUGCCAGAAACUUCCGGCUCGACGACCGAGAAAGAAGAAUCGGCCGAAGGCUUAUCGGAUCAUCACCUUCCGUCGAUGAACCAAACGUUCGAAGCCACUGAACGACCCGUCCAACCCACCCUUCAUCAGCCAACGAGUACAUUAGCCCCUCAGAUACCCGAGUACUCCGACCAGGUAUCUGGAGAGGAGAAUCCGCACUUCCCAACGCACGGUGGAAGUUAUCUGUCGAAUGAAGAUUACGACGAGGAUGACCAGGCGAUUUACGGACCAGGCACUUGCCGAUACGGCGGAAAAGUCUACGUCUCGGCUCAACAGAUACCAAGGGACGAUCCUUGCGACUUCUGCUUCUGCUUCAGAAGCGACAUCAUCUGUCUGCAACAGAGCUGCCCACCACCGAUCCCAGGUUGCCACGAGGAGCCGAUCAGCGGUUUUUGUUGUCCGAGAUACGAGUGCCCGGUGUCGAUGGCCACGUCGCUCAACAUCACCACGACAACGACCACGACCACGACCACGUUACCACCUCAUUUCCAUGCCCAUGCAUACAAAGGAGCAGCGAAACGAAGCGGAUGUCAGAUUCGCGGCCAAGCGUAUCGCGUUGGAGAAGUCAUUAGGUCCGCGUCCGGACCUUGCCUUCAGUGCACUUGCGGUGGUGACGGGAACAUGAAAUGUGAUCCACGAGUGUGCAGCCCGGAACCGAUGUUGAGGCAAAUGAUAGCGGCGGCCACGGCGAGAAGGAGGAGAUGAGCCGUCCAACGAGAUCCCGGGGAUCCUUUGGACGAACAUACAAGGGAAAAAGGAAGUCUAGAGAGCUGGAUCAGUGUUGUAUAAAAGUGAAUUAAAAAUAUUCUAAACUAUCUAAAUAUCGCGGGAACACAGACUGUAAUGUGCUUCUGCGAUCACGAACUGAGUGGCCAAAACCGUAAACGUUUAUAUUAUAAUAUAAUAUUAUGUUAUAUAAAGAAGAAAA
Molecule: messenger RNA, 10255 nt
Organism: Apis dorsata (giant honeybee)
Lineage: Eukaryota; Metazoa; Arthropoda; Insecta; Hymenoptera; Apidae
Product: titin
Molecular function (GO): protein binding
Source: RefSeq, a predicted model, not a curated record